AUGAGGACACAAAGAAAAAACAGUAAAUGUUAUGAGGAUUAUGGAAUAUCUAGUGGAGUAAAGGAAAGUGUUAGAAUUUUGGUCUGUUCCAGAGUGGUGGUUUUUUUUUUGCAACUAUUAUCUACUUUGUUACUUCCGGAGGCUUCUACAGAUGCAUAUAAGAAUGAUUAUAAUGUUGAUGAUAAUUCAUUGUUAUCAAAAAUUAUUUUUUAUCUUCUAAGAGGAUACAGUCGUUGGGAUGGGCAACAUUUUUUAAAUAUAGCAAAGAAUGGCUACAGAUGGGAAUCAACUUUGGCUUUUCAACCAUUAUAUCCAACAAUAAUUAGUUUUUUAUCAAAAUUGGUACCUUUUUUAUCUGAAGAUAUUGGUAUUUUACUUAGUGGUGUAAUUCUUAGUAACAUAUGUUUUGUUAUGACAGGAAUCUUACUUCAUUAUAUUAUAUCACAUAUAUUUUUUAUUAAUUCAUAUACAAGAAAAAUUGCUAUUAUCAUAUUUGCUUACAAUCCAUCUUCUAUAUUUUUUUCAUCCAUAUAUACCGAAAGUUUAUAUAGUUUUUUAACAUUUCUUGGUAUCUAUUAUUUAUAUAUUGAACAACAACUUUACAAAUCUGUUAUUGGCACUUCAAUUAUUUUUUCAUUAGCUUUACUUACUAGGACAAACGGGAUACUAAAUAUAGGAUAUAUUGGUUAUAAAUUAUUAUCAUUAUGGAUGUCAGAAAAAGUAACAACAAGACGUUUUGCAGGAUUAUUAAUAUUAUCUUUUAUUAUUCUUACAUUACCAUUAAGAAUAUAUGAAUAUAUGGUACAAAAAAAUUUUUGUUCACAACAACCAUUAAAUAUUAUUGUAUCCUCAACGGGAGGAGGAAAAUUUAUAUAUCCUGGUGACAUAAAAAAUUUAUCAUGGUGUCCGAUGACAGGAUAUUACAUUCCUUCUCUUUUUCUUCCAUCAUUUUAUUCAACUAUCCAAAAAAAAUACUGGGAUGUUGGUUUGUUUUCAUACUGGCAAUUAAAAAAAAUUCCCAAUUUUAUUUUGGCUGGACCAACAAUAUUAUACAUAUUUUAUGCUUCUAAAUUUGUUAUUAUGAAAACGAUGAAUAUCAAAGGCCACAAUACAAUUGUUUUUCCAUUACGAAGUUUAUUACCAUUUUCACUUCAUUCAUCUUUUUUAGCUUUAACAGCAAUAUUUAUUUAUAAUGUUGAGGUAUCAAUAAGAAUUCUUUUCUCAUCUAAUCCUUUUAUUCCAAUGUCAUUAGCUUUAUUGUUUUCAACUGCCUACAAACAACGAUGGAAUAAUUUUCCUUUUGACUUGGUAUGGAAUGAGAAUCUUAUAAGUUUGUACUUUUGUUAUAAUUUAUUCUUAUUUGCUAUCGGAACUAUUGGACAUUGUAUAUGGCUACCAUAUGUAUGA
Molecule: messenger RNA, 1407 nt
Organism: Strongyloides ratti
Lineage: Eukaryota; Metazoa; Nematoda; Chromadorea; Rhabditida; Strongyloididae
Product: GPI mannosyltransferase 2
Exons: 3
Coding region: 1-1407 (468 amino acids)
Biological process (GO): GPI anchor biosynthetic process
Cellular component (GO): endoplasmic reticulum membrane; mannosyltransferase complex
Molecular function (GO): alpha-1,6-mannosyltransferase activity; GPI mannosyltransferase activity
Source: RefSeq, a predicted model, not a curated record